Messenger RNA from Colletotrichum karsti, 1131 nucleotides. RefSeq lists its product as uncharacterized. The record is from RefSeq and is a predicted model, not a curated record. The transcript has a single exon. NCBI's taxonomy places the organism in Eukaryota, Fungi, Ascomycota, Sordariomycetes, Glomerellales, Glomerellaceae. Bases 1 to 1131 code for a protein of 376 amino acids.
AUGCCUGGUGUUAACAAUGGUGCUUUGGCUUCAGCCGGCGUCAUUGCCGUCUCUGUUGCCGUAGCAGCUGCCAUCGCCAUCUACGAGUCCCCCGAACUACGACGCUAUGCCGACGACAUCCGGAGGCGAAUCGCCGUCGCCUUGCACUCGCUCGGCGAGAACAUCGACCCCGCGGACCGCCCGCCCAUGUUCAACCGCCCCGAGGAUGCCCAAGGCUUCUUAGAGUCCCGCGGAGGAGCCGAGGCCGGCGUCGACGCCGACGAUGAGACUCGCCGUCGUCAACGUGAGGAACUGCUGUACUGGAACGCUCUGCACAUCGCCAAGAAGGAAAAGGAAAAGAUCGAGGCCGAGAUUGCCGAGUCAAAGGAGCUGCCCCCUGCGCCAUCACGCGGAAAGUCUUUCGACGACUUCAUGCGACAGGACGUGAACAGCGAGAAGGGCGCUUUCGUAUUCAACACCGGCGCAGAUGUCCGCGGCGACGACGACGGUCUCCUCCGCCGCCGCCCCGAAGGUGUCCGCGGUCUGAACUCUUCUCUCUACGCCAACCCUUUCGCCGACGAGCAUCAAAUCGACCAGGACGAGUUGCCGACGAUGGAGCCCAACCACCUGUCCCCCGGCCGCGAUGAAGCCAUGUCAGACAUUUACAGCGCCACUACCCGCGACGCCGACGAGCGUCCCCGAGACAUUGCCGCCGUCAUUCCUCCCGUGCCCGCCCUGAUCCCCAACGAAAGCUCGUCCCAAUCCGAAAGAUCCGCCACCCUCGACCGCGAGCUCGACACCGACGAGUACAUGACGGCCGGCCAGGAGGACCGCGAGGAGGCCUACGCUUCCAUCCAGGCCUGGGCUCAGGGGUCCAGCCCCUCCAACUUCUACUCGCCACUUCCCAUGUCGCCGCCUGUGCCCAUGUCCGAGCCCGAGCUGGUUAGCGACGGCGAGCUUACCCCCACCGACUCCGCAUCCCUUGCCGGCUCCGGUGAGGAUGUCGCCAACGAUGCCGCCUCGUCGAGGGCCGGCGACACCGGUCGUUAUUAUGAUGUUUUGAGCGAGAGUGAGGGCAUGAUGACUCCGGCCAGUUGGUCAGAGGUUGGCAGCGUCAUCAGCGAGAGCGAGGCGCAGCCCACUCACGCAUAG